GUAGCGGGGGGUCAAAAUGGUGUCCAAAGCUAUCUGUUAUCACCUGCCGGUGUUCCUGUAUUAUCUGUACGUUGUGAUGUACGACUUUGUAAACAAUAACCAUGGCAGAGGUAGAUAUGGAGGGAGGCUCCAGUUUCUCACCGUCUGGAACGAGAUUCUUCAGACACUCUACUUUGGUAUUGCCACCCUGAACGAUUUCUGUGGCAGUGAUGUUCGGCCGUCUCAUUCAAAGGAUAUCCAGGGGAGAAAGUCUGUCCUACAAAAACUUCGUGAUAUCCUCCUCGCAUCAGUUGUAUUUCCUGCAGGAACGUUUGUAGUUUGUACCUUUUGGGGUAUCUAUGCAGUGGAUAGAGAACUUAUCUCCCCUAAAAGUCUGGAUGGCCUUAUACCAGUCUGGAUCAACCAUGCCUUGCAUACAUUUGUUCUUCCCCUGCUGAUUGUGGAGUUAGCUAUUGUGUAUCAUCAGUUUCCACGGAAACGUACAGGACUUGCAAUUGUGGUCAUAUUUGCCUUAGCCUAUCUGAUUUGGAUCCUUUGGAUAGCCUAUGUGACCGAUUUCUGGGUUUACCCAUUCCUCAAAGUCAUGCCUGCUUAUUAUCGCGUGAUCUGGAUCGGCGCGUUCAUGGUCUUCUUUCCGUUUCUCUACCUGAUCGGAGACUUUAUCAACAAGACAUUAUGGGGUAAGGAUACCCGAGCAGGUUUAAUGAAAAUGAAACGGCAAUGAGGCAAGGUAUAGUGUUUAGACCACGAGUAAACAUACAUGUAGGUCAAUGGAGAGCUCAGGUGUGUGAUAAAAUUGUUUAAAGUAAGGGAUACUAAUAUAACAAACUUAUAGAUGUGCCAUUAAAAUAUCAGCAGAACAUUGUCUCACAUCAGAACAGUAAGCAAGAUGGAAAACAGGGUUGGACUGUAAUGGUAGCCAGGUAUUAGGCGUUCAUGAAUCUGUCUGGGCUGCACAUGGAUGUCUUAAAAUAAAAUAGAAACUUUAUUUAUUUUACAACAAUUAUGAGACAAGUUAUUUCAACUUAU
Messenger RNA from Mizuhopecten yessoensis (Yesso scallop), 1029 nucleotides. Its product is annotated as androgen-induced gene 1 protein-like. Gene Ontology annotation, cellular component: membrane; endomembrane system. NCBI's taxonomy places the organism in Eukaryota, Metazoa, Mollusca, Bivalvia, Pectinida, Pectinidae. The record is from RefSeq and is a predicted model, not a curated record. Bases 17 to 724 code for a protein of 235 amino acids. The transcript is spliced from 6 exons.